Messenger RNA from Fusarium coffeatum, 693 nucleotides. RefSeq lists its product as uncharacterized. The record is from RefSeq and is a predicted model, not a curated record. Gene Ontology annotation, molecular function: cutinase activity. Lineage: Eukaryota; Fungi; Ascomycota; Sordariomycetes; Hypocreales; Nectriaceae. Bases 1 to 693 code for a protein of 230 amino acids. The transcript is spliced from 3 exons. Gene Ontology annotation, biological process: carbohydrate catabolic process. Gene Ontology annotation, cellular component: extracellular region.
AUGAAGCAUUUCCUUCAAUUCUUCACUCUCGCCUCUCUGGCCCUGGCCUUUGACCACUCUGCGAGGGAGAGUAAACGUCAACUUGGCGACAGAGUCCGCAGCACGGCCAACGAGUUCAAGGACGAUGGCUGCAACGACAUCAUUUUCGUCUGGGCUCGUGGCUCUACCGAGAUCGGCAACAUGGGAACUAUUGUCGGUCCUGAUGUCGCCAACAAUCUCAAGGAUGCGUUCCCAGGCCAGGUAGCCGUACAGGGUGUUGACUAUGCUGCUCUUCUCUCAACCAACUUCGUCCCCGGAGGUGCUGAUCCUGUCGGUAUCCGCGAGAUGAAAUCAAUUCUCGAUGAUGCUAUGAGCCAAUGUCCUGACUCCGUGAUUGUCACUGGUGGCUACUCCCAGGGCGCUGCCGUCAAUCACCGUGUCAUCGAGGAUCUCCCUCAAGACCAACAGGAUCGUAUCGCUGGCGUCAUCAUGUUUGGCGACACACAAGAUCGCGCUGAUGGGGGCCAGAUCCCCAACUUCGACCCAGCCAAAACGGAGAUUAUUUGUGCCUCUCUACCCCGGGACACGGUAUGCGACGGUGUUCUCACUGCCGCUGUCCUACCGCCUCAUCUUUCCUACGGUCGAAAUGCUGACGAGGGUGCUGAUUUCCUCAUUGGUCAGGCUAGGGGCGUCUUGGGUGCCGGAGCGAAGUAA